This is a messenger RNA of Colletotrichum fioriniae, 1443 nucleotides long. RefSeq names its product PAB1 binding protein (gene PBP2). Gene Ontology annotation, molecular function: mRNA 3'-UTR AU-rich region binding. Lineage: Eukaryota; Fungi; Ascomycota; Sordariomycetes; Glomerellales; Glomerellaceae. Gene Ontology annotation, cellular component: cytoplasm; nucleus. The record is from RefSeq and is a predicted model, not a curated record. Gene Ontology annotation, biological process: regulation of gene expression.
AUGUCCGCGUCGCCUACCCAACCUGCCAACUCGGCCAAGCGUCCCCUCGAGGAGACCUCGUCUCCUUCGCGUAGCAACGACCAGCCCGACGCGAAGCGACCAGCCUUGGACAAGAUACUGAAGAGUGAUGAGGAGGUUGAGAUGGCGCAGCCGCUCGACGCAACUACCAUCCCAUCCGCGGAUGCGAACGGUGCCGACAAGACCAACGGCGCUGAUACAAAGUCUGAGGCUGGUGACGAAGGCGCUGAAGGUUCCGAGACGAAGCCUAUCCAGAGCUCCGUUGCCGGCUCCGUUCCCGCGACGUCCACGCCCUCGGCAAGUCACGAUGAGAGAGAUUGGAUUCACAUUCGCGCGGUCAUCUCCAGCCCGGAAGCUGCCACUGUCAUUGGGAAGGGUGGAGAAAAUGUGUCAAACAUUCGCAAGAUGUCGGGUGCCAAGUGCACCGUCAGCGAUUACCAGAAGGGUGCCGUUGAGCGCAUCUUGACCGUCAGCGGCGUUGUCGAUGCUGCUGCAAAGGCCUUCGGUCUCAUCAUUCGGACUCUCAACAAUGAGCCUAUGGCCGAGCCAUCCAGCGCCCAGUCAAAGACGUAUCCUCUGCGCCUGCUCAUCCCUCACAUCUUGAUCGGUUCCAUCAUCGGAAAGGGCGGAGCUCGUAUCCGCGAGAUCCAGGAGGCUUCCGGUGCAAGGCUUAACGCGUCCGACUCCUGCCUGCCUCUGUCGACCGAGCGUUCGCUGGUGGUAAUGGGUGUUGCUGACGCGGUUCACAUCGCUACGUACUACGUCGGCAGCACCCUGCUAGAGCAGCUGAACGACCGGUUCGGCGGCCCUGCUGCCUCCGCGUAUGCGACAAGGAGUGGUGGCCCUGCUGGCGUUGUCCCUGGCGGCAUGCAAGUCGUCCCGUACAGCCCACAGCCAACCACUGGCAACUACGGUAACCGUGAUAACUACAACCGCAGACACGACGCUCGCGCCCAACAUCACGGCUUGCCAGCUGCUCCGUACGGCGCGCAGCCGUACCCUCACCAGGCAGCCCAGCCCAACCCGGCCAUGCCUAUUCACUACGGUGCAGCGCAGGCUGGCGGCUAUGGCGCCGCUGCUCCUAUGCAACCCCACGCCGGUGCUGCCAUGCCUCAACCUCACGGCGCUCACCCGGCUCAGCCCGUUCACGGAGGAGCCAUGCCGGGCGCGCCUUUGACCCAGCAGAUCUACAUCCCCAACGAUAUGGUUGGCGCCAUCAUCGGAAAGGGCGGGCAAAAGAUCAACGAAAUACGCCAGAUCAGCGGUAGUGUGAUUAAGAUCAACGAGCCGCAAGACAACAGCAACGAACGGCUGGUCACAAUCACGGGCACAGAGGAGUGCAACAGGAUGGCGCUUUACAUGCUCUACUCUCGUCUUGGUAAGCAGAUUGAGGACGAGGUCAGCCGGGUCGAGCAAGAGUGCUAA